Molecule: messenger RNA, 1797 nt
Organism: Desarmillaria tabescens
Lineage: Eukaryota; Fungi; Basidiomycota; Agaricomycetes; Agaricales; Physalacriaceae
Exons: 4
Coding region: 1-1797 (598 amino acids)
Source: RefSeq, a predicted model, not a curated record
AUGACAAGUCGGCUCAAGAAAGAAGCUACCAACGGUUCCCUUUCAGCUCUCACUACGCUGUGCGAAAAUGCUACCAAAGAUUCGACCACAUUUCCCAUCAUAAUAAAUGCCAUCCGCCAGCACCUUCUUGCCACGCCCGUUCCCAGGCUGACUCUGAAUUCAUCUCUCACAAAACGUGAUGAUUCUAGUCUGCAUACUAUCCGUUCAUGCUUCCUCUGCCUAAAAACCGCGCUAUCUGACGAUGCACUCAAAAGUGCAUGUAACAUCGCGCUUGUUUCCAGAUUAUGGCCAGAUAUGUGUCGCUGGAUUACGUCCUUCCUUGAUACUCACGUCGUGGACGUUUCGACUUCUUCCCUGGAAACGCUUCUUCAAAAUCAAAAUUUUUUCGACAUGAUCGAUGCUAUAUUGUCUUUAUUGUUAUCGCUCUCGAACGCGUCCCAGGUGCUAACUUGUAUCCUCGAGACUGAGGACUUCAUACGUUCCUUUACCCAUUCCACCGUAUGCCUCAUGGCGGUGACCCAAUACUCCCUGCAACCAAUCACGACGGCACUCCUGGUGCGCUUUUGGAAACCAACCGGUGGCAAGACCCUUCCAGCCAUGGCCGUUGUUCUACACGAGAUGCCCCCACAAAGAAUCAUCGCCUCGCUUCAAGGAGUCGUGCAUAAAAUACAGGAACUGUCCUUCACGCCACCAUCAUUACGCAACUUUGCCCAUACCAUCCAUUUCCUCUGGUUUGUCACCGCAAAGUCAGAGAAAUUCAGUCUGCGGUAUCUCGCUCAACGCUCGAUUCCAUGGAUCUGUCAUCUCUUAUCUCGUAUCAUCGCGAAAGUACGCCAAUUACCUCCCCCGGAGAUCCAUCAAGAUCUCGAAGCGAUAUUCUUUACCUCUAUCAUAUACCUUGUCGAGAUAGGCUUCACCCAAGGCACUAAAUGGCUUUUGCAAGGCUUACAACAUCACAUAUUAGAACUCGCCCUCAAAUCGAUCCCCUUUGCAUCCGAGUCCGGUCCUCUGGCAAAUCCCAGCCGCUCUCCAUCACUCCUUGCCCUUCUCAACCGACUCUGUGAAACGACUUACACUUUCCUAAUGCAGCGCUGCGUCAUUUCGGAAGCUGGAAGGGCGAUGGGAAGGAUAACAAAAGCGGGCUUGGAAGCAAACGUUUCACUCGCGGAUGAUUCUUUUCGUCGGACCUGGACCUUGCUAACAGAUCAAAUUGCUCUACGAUCCAAGUAUCGGUCAGAUUUUAUCGCAGCUGGAUGCGACAACGAUUCUUGUUCUAAUCCCAUGUGCCCACAGCGUCUUACCAACAGGACGAAACCGCUUCAAAUGUGUUCGGGUUGCGAGAAUUAUUUCUACUGUUCCAGGGACUGCCAAAAAUCAAUGUGGCCGAGCCACAAACCUAUCUGUAAAAUUUUACAAGAGGAAACGAAAAAAGGGUUUCUUUUGCACUUCACCGAGCGAGAUAUGCACUUUAUGGGGGAGAUGGCUUCCCAUGAUAUACAUAACAAGACCACACAGCUCAGAGAAGACAAGAAAAGGUUCCUUCGUGCACACCCUGGAGCUGCAGCUUACCCUCUUGUCCUUGCGGUGGACUACUCCUCUGUGCCUAUGACGGUUACGAUUCGCUCGUCGCUGGAUUUCAAAGAUCAUCCAGAACACGGACAGAGGUGGCCGGACUUGAUACGUAGGGUAAAACAAGACCCUAGAAAUGAAAUGGUGUACAUCGAAACACCCCUUAAGACGGACCCCAAGAAUUGGCUGUACACCACGACAUUCCAACUGCCUAUUCUAGGCAUUUAG